CUCAAUAUUAUUAUUCUUCACUCAACCGCAAAACAUAAAAGCAAACCUUUCCUCUACCCAAAUUAUAGGUGUUUCUUGAGACAAACUUUAUUCAUAAACCAUACAAUAUCAUUGGGUGUCCAACUGCCAUCUCGGUAUGUGCUUUCGGCCUUCUACAUCUUAUGGACAUCCCCUAGCUAGCCAGGUCCUGGGUGGCUAACCAGGUUCUAUAGAUAUGCUUAGAGCGUAUCUACCCACAACUCUAUAAAUCCUAGCUAUGUGAGCUUUGAACUAUGCAGAUUGUCACUAAUACAAUCGAAAGCCGGGUAAACCCAACCUGCUCUUCACACCCACAAGUUUCUAGCAAUGACGCCCGACCGACAUCCAGGAAGGAACUUGCAGGGUGGUAUAGCUAUGGCUGGGCAGCAGAGGUUUUUGCAGUGUGCGCUAUGGGAUCUUUCCUUCCCAUCACACUGGAGCAAAUGGCGCGAGAACGUGGUGUUCUUUUGUUGGAUAAAACAACACCUUGCAGCAUUUCUCGGAGCCCCGCACAACAGACGUCGCCUUUCGAGAACUUGAACUUACUUUCAAAUGUCUUUGCAUAUGCGAAACCUGAUGUACCGGGGGCAAGCCAGUGCAUUAUUAAUAUCCUCGGUAUCGAAGUUAAUACGGCAAGCUUCGCUAUGUAUACAUUCUCAAUGAGUGUUCUCGCCCAAGCCAUCCUGAUAAUAUCGGUAUCAGGUGCUGCAGACCACGGGAGGUAUCGCAAAAUGUUAUUGGUGAUAUUUGCUAUCAUUGGCUCUGCUGCUAUGACGAUGUUUCUUGCAGUCUCCCCUGGGUCAUAUAUCCUCGGUGGGCUAUUCGCAAUUAUAGCCAACACCUGUUUCGGGGCUUCCUUCGUACUACUGAACUCCUUUCUUCCUCUGCUGGUUCGUCACCAUCCUUUAUUGCUCGGAACCGAUAACGAAGGCCGAUUGCUCGCUCGUCCCGACGAUGAAUUCAAUGCUACUGCCGAUGGUUCAAGUCAGAUCGAAAGUUCUGAGGCAACACCACUACUUCAGUCUCGACAGUGCUCCCAUACAUCAUCUGUGGAAGACGCGCCUCAAGUAUGUCAUGAUAGGACUUCUCAGGAACUAGAAUUGUCCACAACGAUAUCCUCGAAUGGAAUAGGCAUCGGCUACAUCGGCGCUGUGAUACUGCAAACGAUCUGUAUUUUUGUGGUCGUCAAAACCCAUCAAACCGCGUUUUCGUUGCGUCUUGUCCUCUUUUUAAUUGGACUUUGGUGGUUUAUCUUCACAGUACCUGCAGCGAUUUGGCUACGACCCCGGCCGGGCCCGCCUUUGCCAUGUGCUGAAAGCGGAAAGAUAUAUGGAUCCUGGAUCAUAUACAUGGCAUAUGCUUGGAAAUCUCUUGGUCAAACAGCGAUGCGGGCACGGCGCCUGAGAGAUAUCUUGCUGUUCCUUGCAGCCUGGUUCUUACUGAGCGACGGCAUAGCGACAGUUAGCGGGACCGCUGUCCUCUUUGCAAAAACACAACUGGAUAUGCCCCCGGCUGAAUUAGGACUAAUUAACGUGGUUGCGAUGAUUGCAGGGGUUUUGGGGGCUUUCUCAUGGAGUUUCGUGUCACGAGCGUUCAAUCUCCGUGCAUCGCAAACCAUAAUAGCCUGCAUUGUCUUAUUCGAACUCGUGCCAAUCUAUGGACUGUUAGGAUUUGUCCCAGCAAUCAGAGAACUAGGAUUCCUGGGUCUCCAGCAGCCGUGGGAAAUGUAUCCACUGGGUGCUAUAUACGGGCUUGUCAUGGGCGGGCUCUCCUCAUACUGUCGGAGUUUUUUCGGGGAGCUGAUACCCCCAGGCUAUGAGGCGGCAUUUUAUGCGCUUUACGCCAUUACCGACAAAGGCUCGAGCAUUUUUGGGCCCACGAUCGUUGGGAUGGUCACAGACCGCUAUGGUGAAAUCAGACCUGCUUUUGCCUUCCUCGCAGUUCUCAUAUUACUUCCUCUGCCUCUUAUGCUUCUGGUUGACGUGGAUCGUGGAAAACGAGACGCACUUGCUCUGGCCGAGGAACUUGAAGGCAAACAUGGACCAGAGGAAACACCGCGCUAUGGGGCGGUCGCCAAUUGCUUGUCUCGUCGCGAGAAUGCACCAGGAUAGAUUUGUUAAAAAUGGCAGGAAGAUUAAUUAUACCUGAUCUGCUUCUCUGAUAGAUCCUCAGGAUGAUCUCUCUUUCCUCCCCUAAUGCUUGUUUUACCUGUCACCUCUGAGGACCUAUUCAGAUCCAAUUAUUCUAAAUCAACAAACCGUAAAUAUUUUGUGGGUAUGUGAGAGAUCAGCUAGGUAUAGGUAUACCCGUAUGCUUGGACCUUACUGCUUAUAUAUAGAACAUUUGGCAAAUCUUUAACCAUACCACGUUUCAUGGAUACUAAUAUUGAUAUACUGGGUUUGAUAUACACUUCCCAUCAUACUGGGGGGCAAGCACCACUUAGCUCGGUCUAUGAAAACAGAUACAGCCAGAUGAAC
This is a messenger RNA of Aspergillus heteromorphus CBS 117.55, 2495 nucleotides long. RefSeq names its product MFS transporter. NCBI's taxonomy places the organism in Eukaryota, Fungi, Ascomycota, Eurotiomycetes, Eurotiales, Aspergillaceae. The record is from RefSeq and is a predicted model, not a curated record. The transcript has 2 exons. The coding region runs from base 273 to 2129 and encodes 618 amino acids. Gene Ontology annotation, biological process: amino acid transmembrane export from vacuole.